AUGGGGUUAAGUCAAGAAUGCGCUCCAGGGCUUCCCCUUCUGCUCUUUGAUGGUCUGUGUUUCCUGCAGACGGACCAGCAGGCUGAGGCCCGGUCCUACCUCAGCGAGGAGAUGAUCGCUGAGUUCAAGGCCGCCUUCGACAUGUUUGACGCUGAUGGUGGCGGGGACAUCAGCGUCAAGGAGUUGGGCACGGUGAUGAGGAUGCUGGGCCAGACACCCACCAAAGAGGAGCUGGACGCCAUCAUCGAGGAGGUGGAUGAGGAUGGCAGCGGCACCAUCGACUUCGAGGAGUUCUUGGUUAUGAUGGUGCGCCAGAUGAAAGAGGACGCCAAGGGGAAGAGUGAGGAGGAGCUGGCUGAGUGUUUCCGCAUCUUUGACAGGAACGCAGACGGCUACAUCGAUGCUGAGGAACUGGCUGAGAUUUUCCGGGCCUCCGGGGAGCACGUGACAGACGAGGAGCUCGAAUCCCUGAUGAAGGACGGGGACAAGAACAACGACGGCCGCAUUGACUUCGACGAGUUCCUGAAGAUGAUGGAGGGCGUGCAGUAAGAAGUCGGCCCUCCCCUCCGCGGAGACUGCGCGUCCUUAGGGCGUGGGGACGUCAUCGCCGCCCGGUCCCACUCCCGGCCCCGGGAGGGAGGCGCG
Messenger RNA from Globicephala melas (long-finned pilot whale), 645 nucleotides. It is a transcript of the gene TNNC2, whose product is annotated as troponin C2, fast skeletal type. NCBI's taxonomy places the organism in Eukaryota, Metazoa, Chordata, Mammalia, Artiodactyla, Delphinidae. Gene Ontology annotation, molecular function: calcium ion binding. The record is from RefSeq and is a predicted model, not a curated record. Gene Ontology annotation, cellular component: myosin II complex.